Messenger RNA from Ictidomys tridecemlineatus (thirteen-lined ground squirrel), 2943 nucleotides. The record is from RefSeq and is a predicted model, not a curated record. Lineage: Eukaryota; Metazoa; Chordata; Mammalia; Rodentia; Sciuridae.
CUCAGCAGACACCAAAUGCAGAAAACAAGCUUCCCCAGGCUGUGCAGAGGCAGCCUCUCACAGGUUCUUCUUUACCAUCCUCAAAGGCCUCCCACCCAGAGAAAUGGCUGCAGAAAAUGACUCCACAGUGACAGAGUUCCUUCUUGGGGGAUUAACAACACAGCCAGGGCUCCAGCUCCCCCUCUUCAUCCUCUUCCUGGGGAUCUACGUGGUCACCAUGGUGGGAAACCUGGGCAUGAUCACCCUCAUUUGUCUCAACCCUCAGCUUCACACCCCCAUGUACUUCUUCCUCAGCAACUUGUCACUCGUGGAUCUCUGCUACUCCUCUGUCAUUACUGCCCUCUGCUCUGUGCUGGUUGCUCUGGUCUACGCCACUGGACUAAUUGGUUCAACAAUAGGGACUGGCCUCAUGUUAAAACUGCGCUAUUGUGAGCCCCUCAUCAGCCACUACUUCUGUGACAUCCUCCCCCUGAUGAAGCUCUCCUGCUCCAGCACCUAUGAUGUAGAGAUGGUAGUCUUUUCCCUAGCUGGAUUCGACAUCACAGUCACUAGCUUAACCGUCCUUGUUUCCUACACCUUCAUCCUGUCUAGCAUCCUCCGCAUCAGCUCCACAGAGGGUAGAUCCAAAGCCUUCAGCACCUGCAGCUCCCACCUUGCAGCCAUGGGGCUGUUCUAUGGAUCCACUGCAUUCAUGUACUUAAAGCCCUCCACUGCCACUUCCCUGGCCCAGGAGAACGUGGCCUCUGUGUUCUACACCACAGUGAUCCCCAUGCUCAACCCUCUGAUCUAUAGCCUGAGGAACAAGGAGGUAAAGGCUGCCCUUCAGAAGACACUGAGGAGGAAACUCUUUUAAUGCAAAUGUAAUUAUUCUUCUCAAUAUAAAAACAAGUUGUUAUCAGAGGAUGCCCUCUGCAUGCCUACCCAAUUGAGAUGGGAAACAAUCACAUUUCUAUGUGGUUGGAAGAAUGCCUUCUCUCCUCCUUUCCUUUUCCUCUUUCCCUCCCUCUCUCAUUUUGUUUGAUACUAGCCAAUUUCAAGUUCAUAUUCUUUCCUUUGGGAUCCAUUGCCUCUAUUAAAGCUUCAUGGUAAGCACUUUCUAUAUUAAUUUUUAAUUUAAAUAUUUUCAGUAUUAAAUUUGGGAGUUAUUCAUGGCCUUAUUGCCUUCAAUAUAAAAAAUAGUGCUCAACUCAAUUCCUAUUUAUGGCACUUGGGAGAAUUUAAGGUAAACAAAGGUGAAUUUAAGUCACAGGUAAUGAAACUCAGACUUUUUUUCAUCCAGAUUUCUCCUUCUCCUCUCUUUUUCCUCUAAUAUUCCUCCUUAAUUCCUGCCCAAGAUUUUCUGAUUCCUUCAUGUAAUUUUCUUGGUAACAAUAAUAACUGCAGCUAGCAUGUUUUGAUGUUUACUCUGAGCCAUGCAACUCUUCUUAGUGCUUUCUGUUGUAUAUUAUUUAGGUCUUUAAAAAGGUAGGUACCAUGGUACCCACCAAACAAACAUAGAAACUUGGUUUAGUAAUCUUCUUGUGGUUACACAGCUGGUAAACAACCAACACUGGAAUCAAACAACAGUCUCAUGACUACAGAGCCCACACUCUGUGAUCUCACACUUUGUCCCCUUCACUAUAGGCUGACAGUAACUUUGAACAGCCUAUUAAAACUGCCCUAGUUUUUCUCUUCCAAUUUCAAGUGGCUAAAAUUUCUCAAACCCCUUCCUUUGUCAUCUGCUCAAACCUCUUUCUCUGCAACAUCUUCAUGAUGGCUAAGGGAAGAUUACACCAGAGUGGCAGUCUCCCCCAAAUUCAUCUGGCUCUCUCCAAAUUUUAGUACUGAAAGUCCCACAUCCUGGGAAACCUCUCAAUCUCAGGCAAACCAGGAUGGCUGGUCACCAUAGGCACAACAGAUAAGACCUAGAAGUCAGGAAGCUCCAGCUGUCACUGCUGCCACCAUUGAAGAAUGUUUCCUAUACCAUGAAACUGGAAUAUAGAUGACAGAAUCCUAUAAUGAGCAUCACCUGGAAACCUAAUAAAAAUGCAGAUUUUCAGACCCCACUCCAGACCUACUGAGUUACAGGGUAGGGCCCAGCAAUCUGUUUUAACAAGCCCUCAGGUGACUCUGAUCACAAUGAAGGGGGAGAACCUCCCACUCCCACCUUUCAAAUCUUACAUAAGUACACUUAAUUAGUGGAAACUAAUUAAAUUCCAGAGAGCUAGUUGUGGGACACCUUCAGAGAAUGUCUGUGGCUCUUUUUCCCACUAACAGUCUUCCUUAACUGAAGAUAGACCCUUCAAUACUUAUUCUCUGUUUUGUAAAGACCUCUGUGUUUUCUGUUUUUUCUUGUGCAUGGAGUGUCUCCAUUAUGCUUAGAAUCAUAUCCUUUUUCCUCCUAUCAAACCAUGUUUUCCACUUAAAGACCAUCUUAGUUUUUUUGUUUAUUAACCCCUUCUUUAUUUCAAUCCUUUGCACAUUCUUGAUUCAUUUGUUUUGCUUUUGGAAAAUUAUAGAUUUUAAAAUAUUGUAGGGGAAGAUUUCACUUUAUGAAAUAGAACAUAUAUCCCCACAAUUUAAUUUUUUAUGAUAAUAUUAUUUUGAAGGGCUUUGUGGACCUAUGUAAAACAAAGAUGAAUUCUAAGUUUCAUCACUAAAUUCUUCCCCCACUAUCUUCGUGGUAAGUUUCUUUGAUCUUAGAAGUUUCACACAGUAGGGAUACAUGAUCUAGCAUCACUGUCAAAACUCAUGAGUACUACCAUUUUAAAAUCCUUUGAUUUAGCAAAAGUAACUAUAUUUCUAGUUUAGUGGGGAGAACUAAAGAGUUUCAUCAAAUACCUAUAAGAACCCUUAAUGCAUAACUUCAGAAGACAUGAAACCAUUCCUAAAUUUAUGGAUUUGCAAUAUGAAUUCCUAUUAAAGUACAUUUAUAUGUAAGUCUGUUAUAUGCAAUAAAAUUUG